Messenger RNA from Symbiodinium natans, 1002 nucleotides. Lineage: Eukaryota; Dinophyceae; Suessiales; Symbiodiniaceae. The record is from the annotation of a GenBank genome assembly.
AUGUUUCGCAACCGGUGGCUGCAAGCUUUUCUUUGUGCUUAUCUGCCCGGCCUCGGAGCCUUAGAGUCUGGGGAGCAUGUCGAUCUCCUACAGCGGACGCUCAUUUUGAACAAGGAUGCCGGCGCCGGUGCCCUUGCCACAGGAAGCAGUUCUGGCAGCACUUUGUCACCUUUGCCAAUGACUUGGUUUCACAUCACGCAGGGCGGCAGCAUUGCGAACAUGCUUCUUCACAUGCCUGGCUUCUGCCCUGGAGUGCCUUCGGACGUUUCAGUUGGCAAGGACGACUUCGGGGGGAGCUGCUACCUCAAGCAUUUCAUUGAGGCUUGCCCGGGCAUAUGUGACCCAACACACUUCCGGUGCCCGCCCAGCCUCGCAGAGUGCGUGGGCAGCCGGUACGCCGAGCAGAAAGGGCACCUGGUGGGAAUGUUCCGGCAGCCAGAACAGCGCAUACUCUCUGAAUAUUACGACUACAACCAAGAACUCUUCUUUCCAGGUGCACCGCUUCUUUGCAACUACACGCAGAAUCCGGGCGAUCCGGGAGCGCUUGCGCCAGUUUCCCCGCUGGAGUAUGCGCGGGGGGUCAGAGGUGAAGUCGUCUACCAGCUGCUGGGAGAGUGCAGUCCGGGGGAUCACAUGCUGGGGAAUCGGUGGGCGUCGAGCGAUGAGUGGAGGACUCAGAGCAACGCCGAAGAGGCUGCCCGGCGCGUGCGCGAGGGCUUUGCUUUCGCAGGCAUCAUGGAGGAGUGGAACCUUUCGAUAUGCCUGUUUCACAAGAUAUUCGGAGGCUCCUGUAGAGCAGAUGACUUUGCAAACGAGCAUCCCACGCCGAAUGCUAACAAGACUGCCGAGGGUUUGUAUGACACGGCCCCGUUGCAGGGCUUUCGUGAUGACCUGGACGGGAUCGUGUACCAACAGGCGCUGCAGUCUUUCAGGCAGAACUUGCUGAAGUACAACGUGUCCGUCGAGUCAUGUCAGUCUUGUUUUGCAGAAGCUGGCACGUAA